Molecule: messenger RNA, 488 nt
Organism: Solea senegalensis (Senegalese sole)
Lineage: Eukaryota; Metazoa; Chordata; Actinopteri; Pleuronectiformes; Soleidae
Product: ADP-ribose glycohydrolase MACROD2-like
Exons: 4
Coding region: 168-488 (106 amino acids)
Source: RefSeq, a predicted model, not a curated record
UUGAGCCGACUGAGGUUCACAGAAAUUUGACAGCUUCACAGGUGAUACAAGCGUCCGGAGGCUGUUUCACUUUCACAUUUCAGUUGUUUCCCGGGACACUGUUCUCUGUGAGCCUGGGGUUGCCACAGUCAAAAAACAACCACUCGAAGUCUUACCAUUCCGGCAGCAUGAGCAAAAAGAAAAAGGACUGGAAGACUGAAAAAGAGAGACUGCUUCGUCUAGAUUGUGAGGAGAGACGCAAGGAGUAUCGUCGUCAAGACUUUAUUUCUCUGGACAAGAUUCCAUCCUGGAGAGAGGAAAACAGAGCCAAUGACAAAGAGGAAGGGAAAGAGCUGACAGGUGGAGGAGGACUGAGUGAUAAAGUGUCUCUCUACAAAGGAGAUAUCACCGUGUUGGAGGUGGAUGCCAUCGUCAAUGCUGGUUGGACAAGAGGUGCUCAAACUGUCACCUGGGUGAGAUGUUGGAGAGGGGCAGGACAGGAGCUGUGA